GAGGGACUGGGAUCGGUGGAGGGAAUGAUGAGAGAGAGCAGACGCUUAAUCAGCUCUUGACUGAGAUGGAUGGGUUUGAGGGUAACACUGGUGUUAUUGUGGUUGCUGCAACCAACAGAGCUGAUAUUCUUGACUCCGCGUUGCUGAGACCGGGGCGGUUUGACCGGCAGGUGUCUGUUGACGUUCCUGACGUCAAGGGGAGAACAGAUAUACUCAAGGUUCACUCAGGGAACAAGAAGUUUGAGAAUGGUGUUUCGCUUGAAGUAAUAGCUAUGAGAACGCCUGGAUUUAGCGGAGCUGAUCUUGCAAACCUCUUGAACGAGGCGGCUAUAUUGGCUGGACGACGUGGAAAGACGGCGAUAUCAUCGAAAGAGAUUGAUGACUCUAUUGAUAGAAUUGUAGCUGGGAUGGAAGGAACUGUCAUGACAGAUGGGAAGAGCAAAAGCUUGGUUGCUUACCAUGAAGUUGGCCAUGCCGUCUGUGGAACAUUGACUCCAGGACACGAUGCUGUUCAAAAGGUCACGUUGAUACCAAGAGGACAAGCGAGAGGUUUGACUUGGUUCAUUCCCUCAGAUGAUCCAACUCUGAUCUCAAAACAGCAACUGUUUGCAAGAAUUGUUGGUGGACUCGGUGGUAGAGCUGCUGAAGAAGUUAUCUUUGGUGAGGCUGAGGUGACAACUGGCGCAGUUGGUGACUUGCAACAGAUCACCGGUUUGGCUAAGCAGAUGGUUACAACAUAUGGGAUGUCUGAAAUUGGACCAUGGUCGCUAAUGGACUCAUCAGCUCAAAGCGAUGUCAUAAUGAGGAUGAUGGCAAGAAACUCCAUGUCUGAGAAGCUUGCAAAUGACAUCGAUUCAGCGGUGAAGGCCCUAUCAGACAAAGCAUACGAGAUAGCUUUGGGACACAUAAGGAACAAUCGUGAAGCCAUGGACAAGAUUGUUGAAGUACUUCUCGAGAAAGAGACUAUGUCAGGCGAUGAGUUCCGAGCAAUCCUAUCAGAAUUUUCAGAAAUUCCACCUGAGAACCGUGUUGCUUCUUCCUCAUCGUCAUCGUCAACAUCAACACCAACACCAGCUUCUGUUUGAGUAAAAGAGACCUUGUGUAUAUCCUAAAGAUACUACUUCCCAUACUGUGUGACAAGUAUGUUUAGUUUGGAGUAUAUAGACGAACUCAGUUAUAUAUAUAAAAGGAAAGUUUACUUAACAAAAA
Messenger RNA from Raphanus sativus (radish), 1209 nucleotides. RefSeq names its product ATP-dependent zinc metalloprotease FTSH 8, chloroplastic-like. Gene Ontology annotation, biological process: proteolysis. The record is from RefSeq and is a predicted model, not a curated record. Lineage: Eukaryota; Viridiplantae; Streptophyta; Magnoliopsida; Brassicales; Brassicaceae. Gene Ontology annotation, molecular function: metalloendopeptidase activity; ATP-dependent peptidase activity; ATP binding. The transcript is spliced from 3 exons. The coding region runs from base 66 to 1085 and encodes 339 amino acids. Gene Ontology annotation, cellular component: chloroplast thylakoid.